UUUCUCAAGGGGCGCAUUAGUACACGCGUCUACCGAAUUGCGGUGGCCGCUCUCAGGUUUCUCUCUAAUGCUCCUUUUUUUCUUUUUUUUGGACAGGUGUUUUUUUUUUAUAGAGAUGCCUUGCGACGCGCUCGGGUGAGGUUAGAUUUUUCGUCCUGCGACGUUUCUGCGUCUGAUCUCGCGUGUUUAACAGUUUUGAUCGAAAAUUGACGUUCGACAUGCUGUCCCGCAAAAACAAAGAUUUGCGAACGAUCAAAGAGGGAGUGGUCGGGAAAUACGUGAAGAAGGAAACGCCUCCUGAAAUGCCAAUUAUCAAUGUAUGGACGACAGAGCCAAACAGAAGGACAAGACGUAAUCACUCAACAAUGCCGAAUAUGUCCAUUCCUCAACAACCUAGUAUGGUGCAGAAGUUUGGCAAUAUAAAAACCACAACCAGUGCUGUUGGUUUAGGUAGCCACGAGGGAAAAUAUACGCCUAACAGUUCUGUUCCAGAUUUAGUGCAAAGAUUUGCCAGUCUUUCUGUUAAUACGGGAAUAAAUGACAGCAUGUUUUCGAGAACUGCGACACCUAUGUACCAUCCUGAAUUGUCGCCUGCAAUGUCCCACACUUAUAUGAAUCAGUACGCUGGAUCUGAAUAUCAAUUGGACAGAGUUCAGACACCACAAAUGCCUUAUAUGCCUUUCGACAUCGAUUCAACCGGUUAUGAAGAUUACAAUCACUCUAUGUAUCAUCAAAAUGCUGGUUACAGCAGAUGCCAUUCAGAGAGAUCGAGUUCUCGAAGCGAGCAGCAGCAGGAAGAACUGCCCUUACCACCAGGAUGGUCCAUUGACUUCACACUUCGUGGCCGGAAAUAUUACAUCGAUCACAACACCAAAACCACGCAUUGGUCGCAUCCGCUCGAAAAGGAGGGCCUACCCACAGGCUGGGAAAGAAUAGAGUCGCCUGAAUAUGGAAUUUAUUACGUCAAUCACAUUACACGUCAAGCGCAGUACGAACAUCCGUGUUAUCCUCACGAGAUACAAGCGGUGCGCGUCGUGUCACCACCUCGACACACGCACUUUCAUUCUCACAGCGUGCUCGUGCCAGCUAAUCCCUAUUUGAACGAGGAGAUACCACACUGGCUGUACGUGUACAGUAGAGCUUCUGCAGCUCUGGAUCGUAAGCUGCGCUGGGAGUUGUUUCGUUUACCAGAACUAGACUGCUUCAAUGCUAUGCUCACUAGACUGUACAAGCAGGAACUAGAGGAGAUUGUGAUGCGUUAUGAAGAAUACAGAUCAGCAUUGUUGUGCGAAAUUGAUCAAAGGCUGUUCCUAUUCUACCCAGAAUUGCGUUGUAAUAACAUCGGUAUUGCCUCACGAAGAUCUCUUCCCUAAGAGAAAGUUGUUGCUUAGAUAUAUUACAUAUCGUAUUUUACUCUCAACUGAUGGAAAGGUUCCUCGGAAGCUUUAGGAUGAGUGAUUAACUGAACAUGUCGCAUAUAUGUAGAUAUUAUAAAACUAUCGAGUUUAUCUUU
Messenger RNA from Nylanderia fulva, 1513 nucleotides. RefSeq names its product protein salvador homolog 1. Gene Ontology annotation, biological process: negative regulation of cell population proliferation; positive regulation of apoptotic process; hippo signaling. The record is from RefSeq and is a predicted model, not a curated record. Gene Ontology annotation, cellular component: cytosol. Gene Ontology annotation, molecular function: molecular adaptor activity; protein binding. NCBI's taxonomy places the organism in Eukaryota, Metazoa, Arthropoda, Insecta, Hymenoptera, Formicidae.